AUCCACACCGACGGAUGCUGUCUACACAAUGACGAAGAAGGAAUCAGAGCUGGUUAUGGUCUCUACUAUGGUCCGAAGGAUUCCAGAAACAACGGAUUUCGACUUUCAUCAUCUGAACCUCAGACGAACCAUAGGGUGGAGUUGGCUGCUGUUCUUCAAGCUCUGGUCGAUAACCCGGCUUUGCCGCUGACGAUCUGCACCGAUUCGCAGUAUGCCAUCAACUGUGUCAAGGUCUGGUGGGAAAAGUGGGAGGCUAACGGGUACCGAAACACAAAGGGGAAACGAGUCGAAAACGACGACUUGGUGCGUCGCAUAGUAGAGGAGACCAACAAGCGGCGUAGAAAGUCUCUAGCUACAGAUUUCAUACUUGUGCCGGCUCGUUCUGGGGUGACAGGGAACCAAAGAGCUAAAUUAUUGGCU
This is a messenger RNA of Myxozyma melibiosi, 420 nucleotides long. RefSeq names its product ribonuclease H-like domain-containing protein. Lineage: Eukaryota; Fungi; Ascomycota; Lipomycetes; Lipomycetales; Lipomycetaceae. Gene Ontology annotation, molecular function: RNA-DNA hybrid ribonuclease activity; nucleic acid binding. The record is from RefSeq and is a predicted model, not a curated record. The annotation marks the transcript as partial. The transcript has a single exon. Gene Ontology annotation, biological process: DNA replication, removal of RNA primer.